GAAAAGAAUCAAUGAUGAGAUCGAAGAAAUCCUCGAUACGGCUGGUUAUGUCGGUGGGGAAUCUUACGAGAGCGAGACAGAGUUAUCUGCCAUGGGUCUUGAUUAUCGCAUGUUUAGUCCUUAGUAUACACCGGUAUGAUGCCGCCGAGUAUAUCUCCAAUAUGGCAGAAGAUGUAAGCCAAAUAGUGGUGAACUCAAAGAGUACAAUCACUGGGUCAGUGCCCGAGGUCAAAGCACCAUACGAGUCGUGCAAAAAUUCUACGGAUCGCACAAAGGAAAAGCAGCUCAAAAUAGCGUACGUAUUCUUAAGCAGUGAUAACCUAUCACUUUGGCCAGUGUGGGAAGAGUAUUUUUCCACAUGUAGUUCAGAAAUGAUAGACGUGAUCGUGCAUUCGGUCAAUCCUGUGAACAUGUCAAGUAUGAUUCCCAUAUUUCAGCUUCCGACAGAAAGGACAUUGAACGAAUCUCUAAGAUUCAGUUAUGAUAUGGUACAAGCCACACUCAAUUUGUACCGAAGUGCUCUAGAACGGGCAUGUGGUAAAAGGGAUAUAAAAAAUUGCGAUCCAGGCAUGCUUCCGGACUUUAUUCAUUUGUUGAGUGACUCCUGUGCUCCUACCCGGACUUGUGCGGAUGUGAAUACAUACCUGCAGGACAAGCAGGGCAAAAGCUUUGUUGAACGUCAACUGAGAUGGUCAUCCUAUCACGAGGAGACCGAUUCAUGGGAUAACUAUAGAAAGAGCUCGCAAUGGGUGACUUUGACGGGCAAGCAUGCUCUACAUAUGGUGUUAAGAGAGGACAAGCUCCAUAAAAAAUGGUCUGGUUUCAACAAACACAACGGAAAAGCCCCUGACGAAUAUUUACCAGCGACCGAGUUGAGCAACUGGGGGCUAGAAACCCACCGCAAAGUGCUAACAUUCAGCUGGUGGCAGGGCGAGCGGAAGGGAUUCGAUGAGAGUUUGAAGAAACAAGGGUUGGCUGAGCUGAAUCAUAAAGUCGAUUAUUCGCACCCAGCGACUUUCGAAACCUCGGAUUACGUGAAGUUCCUUCUUGCUAAUACACCCGAGUAUUUAUUUGUGAGAAAAGUUAGGGGUGGAGAGGCUUUACACAUUUUGCUUAGUAAUCUGCAACGUGGUAGGGAGUGUAUUACGGCAAAAUUCUGAUAAAGCAAUGAUGAAAUAUAGUAUAGACAACAGUGUAUACCAACUAAGACGUUAUAACCGUCACAUAAUAAACAAUAUAG
This is a messenger RNA of Sphaeroforma arctica JP610, 1240 nucleotides long. RefSeq lists its product as hypothetical. The transcript has a single exon. Bases 12 to 1160 code for a protein of 382 amino acids. The record is from RefSeq and is a predicted model, not a curated record. NCBI's taxonomy places the organism in Eukaryota, Ichthyosporea, Ichthyophonida. Gene Ontology annotation, cellular component: membrane. Gene Ontology annotation, molecular function: glycosyltransferase activity.